CCACCGCGCUGCUCCGUCCUGGCCGGUGGCCUCGGGCCCUUCCGGCCGCUCUGGGCGCUGCUGGCCUUCGCGCUACCGGCCCUCCUGCUGCUCGGCGCCUACGGCGGCAUCUUCCUCGUGGCCCGCCGUGCGGCCCUGCGGCCCCCGCGACCCGCGCGCGGCUCCCGGCCGCGCUCCGACUCUCUGGAUAGCCGCCUCUCCAUCUUGCCACCCCUCCGGCCUCGCCUGCCUGGGGGCAAAGCAGCCCUGGCCCCAGCCCUGGCCGUGGGCCAGUUCGCAGCCUGCUGGCUGCCCUAUGGCUGUGCGUGCCUGGCGCCCGCUGAGCAAGCCGCAGUGGCUGAGGCGCCCGUCACCUGGGUGGCCUACUCGGCCUUCGCGGUUCACCCCUUCCUGUAUGGCCUGCUACAGCGCCCCGUACGCCGGGCACUGGGCCGCCUUGCCCGCCGGGCUCUGCCCCAGCCCCCGCGGACCUGUACUCUCCGGGCCUGGCACCUGCCAACAUUUCUGCAGCACCUCCAGGGACCUUCAUUGCGCCCUGCCCUAGGCCCUCCUGGGGCACCAGAACAAGCCCCAGAUUUGCCAGAAGGGGAGAACCUGAGCAUGACAGGGGCCACCUGAGAGGAGAUCUGUCUCCUAUGCUGAGCUGGCACUGGAGAAAGAUGGUGGUGUCAGAAGGAGGCCCAUCCAAACUCCUGCACAGUUCCAGGCAGGUGCCCUGCCUGGAUUUCUGGCUCUGGAACAGGAGAAAGAGGGCCUGCAGCCUGGUGAGGCCAAGAGGCUUCUGGGAGCUAGGA
Messenger RNA from Herpailurus yagouaroundi (jaguarundi), 794 nucleotides. RefSeq names its product G protein-coupled receptor 62 (gene GPR62). Lineage: Eukaryota; Metazoa; Chordata; Mammalia; Carnivora; Felidae. The annotation marks the transcript as partial. Gene Ontology annotation, molecular function: G protein-coupled receptor activity. The record is from RefSeq and is a predicted model, not a curated record. Gene Ontology annotation, cellular component: plasma membrane; endosome; signaling receptor complex. The transcript has a single exon. Gene Ontology annotation, biological process: G protein-coupled receptor signaling pathway.